Molecule: messenger RNA, 2358 nt
Organism: Rhinolophus ferrumequinum (greater horseshoe bat)
Lineage: Eukaryota; Metazoa; Chordata; Mammalia; Chiroptera; Rhinolophidae
Gene: CLEC4F
Product: C-type lectin domain family 4 member F
Exons: 7
Coding region: 254-2083 (609 amino acids)
Source: RefSeq, a predicted model, not a curated record
UUCCUCCACCAGUGCAGUGGGCUGCAGGUUUUUUAACGCUCAGGGAGCCUGGAUGGAUUGGUGCCUGGAGUCCUGAGGGGAGGGGCCCCACUGGGGUGCUUGUGCAGAGUCAGCAGGGGAAGGAGGCAGAGCUUGGGGGUGGUCAGGACCUGCUCAGGAGCAUAUAAGUCCGGGGUAUGUCAGCGUCUCUUCCCACCACUACUGGCCUACAACACGACUUUUCAGGGGCAGAGGCAGCGAGAAGCAUUGGAGGAUGAUGGAAGCCGAGAUGAAUGGUGACAGUGUCCACUUCUGCACAGACAACCAGAAUGUCUCCCUGCACCCGCCAGGCCCGGACUCCUCAGCAGUGUCUCCCGCGGCCCCCAAGACGUCAAGGCUUGUUUGGGCCACCCUGGCAUUUAUGGUGGUAACCAUCAUCACCUUUCUUAUGGCUCUCUUUGUUGUGGUUCUACAGAACCAAAGACCUACACCAGAAGCCUCUGCCUCCUCCCAAGAGUUUCCAGGAGACAACACUACUGGGCAGUUACCUGUGGAACUUGACAAUCCCUACCACUCUGGCAGGGUGGCAGAGUUGCAAGAGGCUAUCCAGAUGUUUAAAGAUCAUGUGGAGAAUUCCAGCACCUGGAGCGUGGAGAUCCAGAUGUUGAUGUGCAGAAUGGACAAUGUCAGUUCUCAGAUCCAGAUGUUCAGCGGUCAUCUGAAAAAUGCCAGUGCUGACAUCCAGAUGGUAACAGGCAUUCGGAAAGAUGUCAACACCUUGAGUUUCCAGACCCAAAUGUUAAGGAGUUCCUUGGAGGGGGCCAGUGCUGAGCUCCAGAAGCAAAAGGGAGAUCUGGAAAAGGCAAAUGCCUUAAAUUCCCAGACCCAGACUUUCUUACAAAGCAGUUUAGAAAACACCAGUCUCGAGCUCGGCGUAUUAAGCAGAGGAUUAGAAAAUGCCAACACUGACAUUCAGGCCUUGAAGGCAGGGUUGGAAAUGGCGAACUCCCAGGCCCAGUUGACAAACAGUAGUUUAAAGCAUGCUAAUGCUCAGAUCCUCGUUUUGAGAGGCAAUCUGGAUAGUGUCAAUGAUUUAAAGGCCCAGCAUCAGGUUUUAAGAAAUGGUUUGAAAGGAGCCAAUACUGAGAUUCAGAAGCUAAAGGAAAGCCUGCAAAAUGCAAAGGCUGUAAAUUCCCAGACUCAGACCCUUUUAAAAGGCAGUUUAGACAACAGCAGUGCUGAGAUCCAGCUAUUAAGAGGUCAUCUGGAAAGGGCUGGCAAUGAGAUUCACUUGUUAAAAAGAGGUUUGGAAACGGCCACUGCCCAGACCCAAAUGGCAAAUGGCCGCCUGGAGCAGACAGAUGCUCACAUCCAACUAUUAAAAACACAGCUGGAAAAUGCCAAUGCCUUAAAUUUCGAUAUCCGGGUAUUAAAUGAUCAUUUGAAAAAUGCCAGCCGAGAGAUAAAGACCCUAAAAGAAGGAAUGAAGGGGGCUGCGGCCUUAAACUCUAAGACCCGGAUGUUAGAGAGCAACCUGCAGAAGGCCAACGCUGAGAUCCAGAAGUUAAAAGGCGAGUUAGAGAACUCUAAAACACUAACUACGAAAAUCCAGGAGGCGCAAAGGAGCCUGGAGACCCUCCACGCGGCCUUUGCUUCACAGGAGCAGCGACAGAAGACCCAAAAUCAACUUCUCCAGCUGAUCCUGCAAGGCUGGAGGGCCCAUGGCAGCAACUUAUAUUACUUCUCUAAAGUCAAGAAGUCUUGGCACGAGGCUGAGCAGUCAUGUGUGUCCCAGGGAGCCCACCUGGCCUCAGUGACCUCUGCAGAGGAGCAGGCAUAUCUGAAAGAGUUCACAAGUACUACCUACCACUGGAUUGGCCUCACUGACAGAGAAACUGAGGGCUCCUGGCACUGGGUAGAUGGGACACCAUUCAAUUAUGCCCAGAGCAGAGCAUUUUGGGAUGAUAAUCAACCAGACAACUGGCGGCACAAAGAUGGGCAGAAUGAAGAUUGUGUCCAUAUUCAGCAGAAGUGGAAUGACAUGAACUGUAACUCCCUCUAUCACUGGGUCUGCAAGAAGCCCUUUAGCAAGGAUGUGGCCUGAGGCAGGCCAGAAAUGAGAGGUCACUGCCACUGCUAGCUCUGGACCCUUUCCACUCAAGCCUCUGAAGCCAGCCUGUUCUCUGGGGCCUUCCAUUUGUGUUUCCUGCUCUGUACUUUUAUUUUACCCUUCAAACAUGCUUACCUCAAGUGACCCAGUGGCACCAAUGGCUCCUCAAGGCAAGAGCCUUGCUGUGCCUCUGUAUCCCCCUCAGCAAUCAGCACAGGCCUGUCAGACAGUGGGUCCCAAGGGUCUCAAUAAAUACUCAUUGGAUGAAC